Messenger RNA from Misgurnus anguillicaudatus (oriental weatherfish), 1291 nucleotides. It is a transcript of the gene hoxa13b, whose product is annotated as homeobox A13b. The record is from RefSeq and is a predicted model, not a curated record. Gene Ontology annotation, biological process: regulation of DNA-templated transcription. Gene Ontology annotation, molecular function: DNA binding; DNA-binding transcription factor activity, RNA polymerase II-specific. NCBI's taxonomy places the organism in Eukaryota, Metazoa, Chordata, Actinopteri, Cypriniformes, Cobitidae.
UUCAGUUUAGUGACGUAUAUUUGCCUGUGCUUGAUCGGCGUUAUCUCCAGUUGAGACGUUUAUCAACCUCUUUGCAUGUCACGUGCCUCGGCUCGUCCAAUAGCAGUCGGAGUUGGACGCGCACAGAGGGCGCAUGGGUAUCUGUUACUCCAGAUCCACAGCUUCUCUUUCAGUCUUGGGGAAUACUAAAAGAGCUGGUAGGCUCCAUGUAGGGCGUGCUAUGACAGCGUCUUUACUCCUCCAUUCUCGCUGGAUUGACCCGGUGAUGUUUCUGUAUGACAACGGCUUGGAUGAUAUGAACAAAAACAUGGAAGGAUUUGUGGGAGGCAAUUUUGCUGCGAAUCAGUGCAGGAAUCUUAUUGCUCACCCGUCUUCUUUGGCCCCGAGCACGACCUACACGUCGAGUGAGGUGCCCGGGUCGGGCAUGGGAGAACCUGUCAAACAAUGCAGUCCCUGCUCAGCUCAGAAUUCACCCGGUGCUUCUUUGCCCUAUGGAUAUUUUGGCGGCAGCUACUACCCAUGCAGGAUGCCCAAGUCCUGCACGCAGCCCACCUCCUAUGGGGAAAAAUACAUGGACACGUCUGUUUCUGGAGAGGAGUUCCCUUCUCGUGCUAAGGAAUUCGCCUUCUAUCAGGGUUAUUCGUCUGGCCCUUACCAACCUGUGCCAAGUUAUCUUGAUGUGCCAGUGGUACCUGCGCUGAGCGCCCCUGCGGAACCAAGACACGAGUCUCUUCUGCCUGUGGAGACGUACCAACCCUGGGCAAUUACAAACGGAUGGAGCAGUCCGGUGUACUGCCCAAAAGAUCAAACGCAGUCAAACACCCUCUGGAAAUCGUCUAUACAAGAGAGCGUAUCGGCUGCUGAAGGAGCCUCAGUUCGUCGAGGAAGAAAGAAGCGGGUUCCAUACACCAAGGUUCAAUUAAAGGAACUAGAACGAGAAUAUGCCACAAAUAAAUUCAUCACUAAGGACAAACGAAGAAGGAUAUCAGCUCACACAAACCUUACCGAACGACAAGUGACCAUCUGGUUUCAAAACAGGCGGGUGAAGGAAAAAAAAGUGGUCAACAAAUACAAGGGUAUCAGUUAAGAUUUGAAAAAAGUUAAAACUGAAAUACCAAUGUGGUAUAAAUGGAAGGACCUUCAACAUUAUUUAUUCUGAAACCCAUUCCAUCGUCGGUUCUACGUCAUGAGAUGCGCAGGAGUAACCAAAAUAUGUAUUUUACUUCCCUGUGUACAGACUGUCACGUCACGACAUUGGCACGAGGCAAAAUAAACUGUUCUGAACAAUGUA